Messenger RNA from Colletotrichum orchidophilum, 420 nucleotides. RefSeq lists its product as uncharacterized. The coding region runs from base 1 to 420 and encodes 139 amino acids. Lineage: Eukaryota; Fungi; Ascomycota; Sordariomycetes; Glomerellales; Glomerellaceae. The transcript is spliced from 2 exons. The record is from RefSeq and is a predicted model, not a curated record.
AUGGUCGUGGUCUGGUUGGGAAUCGACACAUGCCCUGAUGAUAUUGCCAGCUUCUCGCCGCGUGGCGUCGCAUACUCUACGAACCCGCUAGGCGUAUUCGGCACCACUGAACUUGCCGAUACCCGAUUUGUUAGGUGGGACGACGCCGCAAUGGCGACGCGCCUCAUUCUGGCUUACGACACCAGACUGCCCCCUUUGCCCUCCGCUAAUGGUUCGGUCGCCUUCGGCGAUGCUAACUUUCAGCGGAUCCUCGACUCUGCCUAUGGCAAUUCUUUCUACACUGGCGUGCCGGCAGAUGCUAUGGAUUGCGGCGAUGAUACCCCGUCGCCGAAUGAGAUUGAUUCUGGUUUCCGAGAGCCGAUCCCUUCGUCGACUGCGGUGCCUGAGCCUGAGCUCGAAGCUACAGGUACUUUCAGAUGA